This is a messenger RNA of Hibiscus syriacus, 1190 nucleotides long. Its product is annotated as probable WRKY transcription factor 40. Gene Ontology annotation, biological process: regulation of DNA-templated transcription. The coding region runs from base 114 to 1049 and encodes 311 amino acids. The record is from RefSeq and is a predicted model, not a curated record. Lineage: Eukaryota; Viridiplantae; Streptophyta; Magnoliopsida; Malvales; Malvaceae. The transcript is spliced from 4 exons. Gene Ontology annotation, molecular function: DNA-binding transcription factor activity; sequence-specific DNA binding.
GGUAUUAAUCUCUUAUUCCCUUCACAAAUCCUUCAUACGCAACUCUUCUUCUUCUUCAGCUCACCCGCUCUUUGCUUCUGGUUUUCUUUUGUGGUAUAGUGUAAAUUUCAGUGAUGGAAUCAGCUUGGGUGGGUACGACCCUGGAUCUCAACAUCAACUCUUUUCAUCGUACCAACGAAGCUGUGAAGAGAGAAUCUGAUGGGAAAAUGGUCGACUCUGAUGUCAGAGUACCAGUUAAACAAGAGGCUGGAGUUUUGGUGGAGGAAUUGAACAGGGUUAGCGCCGAGAACAAGAAGCUAACCGAGAUGCUAACAGUUUUAUGCGAACACUACACCUCUUUGCAAAACAAAUACAAGGAAUUGGUGAGCAAGAACUCAGAAAAUGAAGCUGCUGCAGCAUCUUCAAAGAAGAGGAAAGCAGCCGAGUGUGAGGAUUACAGUAGCACCAUGAUUGGGUUCACUGAGAGCAGCUGUAGUGAUGAAAACUCAUGCAAAAAGCCUAAGGAGUGCAGUACGACCAAAAUUUCAACAUCUUGCGUACUCACAGAUCCUUCUGAUAACAGCCUGAUUGUGAGAGAUGGAUAUCAAUGGAGAAAAUAUGGUCAGAAGGUCACAAGAGAUAACCCCUCACCCAGGGCAUACUUCAAAUGCUCCUUCGCCCCGAGUUGCCCGGUGAAGAAGAAGGUGCAAAGAAGUGCUGAAGAUCCAUCGAUCUUGGUGGCUACUUAUCAAGGAGAACACAACCAUGCACAGGCUGCAUUAUCGUCAUUAAACCCCAUUAAUGGUGGAGCCACCAACAACCCUCGUUCAGCCGCUGUUUCUUCUUCUUCUUCUGCCCCCGCCAAAUCUUCGGCUCCCGUUGUAACUCUGGACUUGAUGAAACCAGAUGGAUGGGAUAAUGAUACCAAGAAACCUACCCAACAAGUCGAUCGACCGGCGAUUCAACAGAUUCUAGUUCAACAAAUGGCGGCUUCAUUGACUAAAGACCCAAAGUUCACAGCAGCACUAGCUGCAGCCAUUUCUGGAGAAGUGCUAGACCAGAAGUGGUGAAAUUCAACCAACUUGGGGAGAUAUCCAUACUUGUCUGGUUUGUUCUUUUUGUUGAAAUUGGUUUGAGGGAGUUAGAAUAUAACUGAUGUAAAUAGAAUAUUGAAUCUAAUAUUAAAAAACAGAAGGUAACUCUUCGCUUCU